Crotalus tigris (Tiger rattlesnake) is the source of this 2372-nucleotide messenger RNA. It is a transcript of the gene SLC10A4, whose product is annotated as solute carrier family 10 member 4. Gene Ontology annotation, molecular function: bile acid:sodium symporter activity. Bases 105 to 1757 code for a protein of 550 amino acids. Gene Ontology annotation, biological process: bile acid and bile salt transport. Gene Ontology annotation, cellular component: membrane. Lineage: Eukaryota; Metazoa; Chordata; Lepidosauria; Squamata; Viperidae. The transcript is spliced from 3 exons. The record is from RefSeq and is a predicted model, not a curated record.
GUUUUCUCUUGCUACGAGGCACGCUCGGUUUAGGAAAGCCGCUUUCUGAAGCCCAAGAUAGGGAGCUAUCUGACACGGUCGCAGUUGCCCUUCAAAUCCCGAAAAUGGGCUCGCUUUGCUUCCAUAAAGCUCGCCCCUUUCCCACGCGGGGCUUCGGCUGCCUCAGAAGGCGCGAGGGGCCUUGCUCCUUAUCGGAGAGGCGCAGAGGGAGGCCAGAAAUCCACCCUCGGACGGCGGCGGCGUCGGGGUGGGGGCAGAGCCCGGGGCUGGGCGGGUGGCGCCCAACGGCCUCCUCGGGGGCGCGCCCGUUGGAAAACGAAGGCGGCGGCGGUGAGGCGACGGACGGACGGAGGAAGACAGGCGCGGCGCUGAGGCGACGGACGGACGGAGCGGCGUCUGGCAGGACGCGGCGUUCUCCGCAGCUUCACUUCGGAGGGGACUCGCUACUCCUUCCCCGGGCGCUUCCCGUCCAGCUCUACGAAGAGCGCCCGCCCGCCUGCCCGCCCGCCCACCCCCGAACGAGGCGGACGCGCCCACGGAUAAGCGCACCCACACCCACACCCGCCGCCAUGGACAGCUCCGCCGCGCCAGACAACCGCACGGCCGCUUGGCGUCUCCUGCCUUUCGGCCAGGGGCGCGGGAACGCGACGUCCGGUCCCGGCCCGGCUCCGUCGUGGGUGCCGGGCUUGUCCCCUCCGGGAGGCGUCGUCGAGGCGCCCUUCUGGGACGGGCCGCUGAACCAGGGGCUGAGCGUCUUGGUGGGGCUGGCGCUGUGCGUGACCAUGCUGGGCCUGGGCUGCACGGUGGAGCUGAGCCAGCUGGGCGCGCAGCUGAGGCGGCCGUUGGGCUUGCUGCUGGCGCUGCUCUGCCAGUUCGGGCUGAUGCCCCUGCUGGCUUUCCUGCUGGCGCUGCUCUUCGCCCUGGACGAGGUGGCCGCCGUGGCCGUCCUGCUCUGCGGCUGCUGCCCCGGCGGGAACCUCUCCAACCUCAUGACCCUCCUGGUCGACGGAGACAUGAACCUCAGCAUCAUCAUGACUGCCUCCUCCAUCGUGCUGGCUUUGUUCCUGAUGCCUCUUUGUCUGUGGAUCUAUAGCCGAGCUUGGAUCAACACCCCAUUCGUGCGCCUGUUGCCUCUGGGGGCUGUCACCCUGACCUUGUGCAGCACUCUGCUCCCUAUCGGCCUUGGGGUUUUCAUCCGCUACAGAUACACAAGGCUGGCUGACAUCCUCGUGAAGAUCUCUCUGUGGUCUCUCCUGGUGAGUCUGGUGGUGCUUUUCAUUCUCACCGGUACCAUGCUGGGUCCCGAACUUCUGGCUACUAUUCCCGCCACUGUGUAUGUGGUAGCGGUGCUGAUGCCCUUGGCAGGUUACGGUUGUGGCUACGGGAUAGCAACCUUAUUUCGCUUGCCCCCGCGCUGCAAGCGGACAGUAUCCUUGGAAACUGGCUGCCAGAACGUCCAACUCUGUACUGCUAUUCUCAAGCUGAGCUUCCCCCCACAGUUCAUUGGGAGCAUGUAUAUGUUUCCUUUACUCUAUGCCCUCUUUCAAUCUGCCGAAGCCGGGCUGUUUGUAUUGGCUUACAAGAUAUAUGGAAAGGAUUUCUAUAAGCAAGAGCCUCUAGGCAGAGAUAAUGAAGAAGACACAGAUAUUUCUUACAAGAAACUGAAGGAAGAAGCAAUCCCAGAAAUUUCCUAUGGCACAGUAAUGGCUGAGGAUCAUGGUCCAGUGGUUAUGGAACCGACACAGACGGUCCUCUAAGAGAAGAUCUUAAAACCCUUGUUGAAAUAAACUGGUCAGCCAAGUAGAAGAAACAACAGGGAACUCCCUAAGCAUUUGUUGUUAUGCUGGCUUUUCUCAUUGUACUCGGAAAUAGUUGUUUUCACAAGCUGCACAACCGUAUAAAUCUCUUCAACCCAUUCUCAAAAAAAAGAUGCCAUCACCACAUCAGCACACCAGAAAAGACAAAGGAACAGAAAACAAUGGGACAAUGUGGGGUCUUGGAAAAUGGAGUAGGAAGGCGGUGGGGGGGGGAAGAGAACAUAUUGAUAAAGCAUGCUGUUAAAUCUGAAGCAAAAUGUCAAUAAAAUAUAAGGGAUCCCCGCAAAAACUACAGCCCAAAAAGUCAUUGAUUGAAUGAAUCCUGUUAACACCUAUGAUAGUUAGUAUCCUUGCAUAUACUUAGUAUACCUAGUUUCUUUUCUUAAAUGCCAUUGAUUCAAAGCUAUCUACUUCAGUUUUGUAGCCACACUUGAUCAAUAUGGACUUCAUAAAAUUAACUUGAUGCAAUUUCUUCCUUUUUCAUAAAUGCCUCAGAGAUUUGCAGUCUUUUCAUUUUUUCAUUUUAAUCCAUACCUACAAAUGAAAGGCUUAAUG